UCAUCCAUCAGUCCCUCGCUUCACGUUCGACAAGACUUCAUACACUCCAUCAUCGACAUCUUCAAACACUCACACACCAUAUCGCAUCACCAUGGCUCUAAGUAACGGAGCCAUCAUCGUCAUCGUCAUAGUCUGCUGCGGCGCCUUCGUCUGCUGUCUAGGAGCAGUAGGCUGGGUAUACCGCCGACAAGACUAUGACCAGCGCGGCGUAAACUAUGGCUGGCGACCAACCAACAACCAAAACGACUACAUGCGAGAGAUCAGGAGCAAGAAUCAAGAGGGCAUGUUCCAUGCUGCCAGAUAUCACGAGAGAGCUUUGAGCUCGCAGCCUUCGCGAUCGGACUUCACGAGAGUGAGGCUAUUAGCCCUGCUUGAUUUUGCUUGCUUGUGUUCUCCUUUUCUACAUCUCUACCUCAUCUUCUCACCUACGAUCACAUCUCUACUCCUCUGGCUCAAACCUUGACCCUACCACUUCCGUCCACUGGCCAUGAUCAUGGUCUCACGCUGUGAGCGACCCACGCGGAUCAAAAUACUCCGCCUACU
Aureobasidium pullulans EXF-150 is the source of this 543-nucleotide messenger RNA. RefSeq lists its product as uncharacterized. The record is from RefSeq and is a predicted model, not a curated record. The coding region runs from base 92 to 463 and encodes 123 amino acids. Lineage: Eukaryota; Fungi; Ascomycota; Dothideomycetes; Dothideales; Saccotheciaceae. The transcript is spliced from 3 exons.